Molecule: messenger RNA, 1850 nt
Organism: Oncorhynchus tshawytscha (Chinook salmon)
Lineage: Eukaryota; Metazoa; Chordata; Actinopteri; Salmoniformes; Salmonidae
Gene: trim63a
Product: tripartite motif containing 63a
Exons: 1
Coding region: 184-1266 (360 amino acids)
Molecular function (GO): zinc ion binding
Source: RefSeq, a predicted model, not a curated record
UGGCCGGAGAGUGGCUAGAUCAAAAUAAACCAAGUGGAGAAAGCAGUCACUAUACCAGACUGCAAUAGAAGGAGAGACAGACAGAGAAAGAGCCACACCACCUAAGACAAAGCGCCUAGGCCUCCCACUCAGAACUUUAAGGACUUAUACCUUGUGAGAACAGAGAAACACAUCUAUCCAGACAUGGAUAUCCAGACCGGCCAGGUGACGCACCAGCCCAGCCCCAGGGAGAGCCUGGAGAGCCAGCUGAGCUGCCCCAUCUGCCUGGAGAUGUUCCAGAAGCCCGUAGUCAUCCUGCCCUGCCAACACAACCUGUGCCGCGGCUGCGCCAGCGACCUCUACGACUCCCGCAACCCUUACCACUACUCCGGGGGCAUCUUCCGCUGCCCCACCUGCCGCUUCGAGGUCGUCCUGGACCGCCACGGCGUCUACGGCCUGCAGAGGAACCUGCUAGUGGAGAACAUCAUUGAUAUCUACAAGCAGCAGCCGGAGAGCAGCGGCGGAGAAGUAGGAAGUAACGUUGCAGACCCACCGCUGAAGGACAAAGACACCAAGGAGCCCAUGUGUACGGAGCACGAGGACGAGCGCAUCAAUAUUUACUGUGUGACCUGCCAGACGCCCACCUGCUCCAUGUGCAAAGUGUUCGGCCAGCACAAGGACUGUGAGGUGUCACCCCUGCAGAGCAUCUACGAUACCCAGAAGGCCGAGCUGCGGAACGCCGUAGAUCUCCUUGCGGCGGGUAACAGCUGUGUCCAGGCCGUGAUGGCUCAGAUGGAGGACACAUGCAAGAGCAUCGAGGAGAACAGCCAGCUUCAGAAGAGACGUUUGGGGGAGAGCUUCGACUUGCUCUACGCCAUCCUGGAGGAACGUAAGGGCCAGCUCCUGGAAAAGAUCACCCAGGAGGAGGAGAGGAAGCUGGGGUUGCUGAGGUCCCUGGUGGAGAGGUACACGGAGCAGCUCCAGGCUAGUAUCAACCUAAAGGAGAAGGCGGCCCAGACCAUGGAGAAGGGCAAUGCAGCAGAGUUCCUGAUUAGUGGGAAGGAGCUCAUCGCACAGGCCAAAGAGGCAGCUAAAGGCUCCAACUUAGAGAGGCCUGAGCCUGGGUUGGAGAACAUGGAGCACCUUACACUGUGCACAGAAGACGUGGAGGUCAUCUUGUACCAAAUGGGCUUUGGACUGGGGGAUGAUGAUGAUAAUGAUGAUGUGGUGACAGAGGAAGAAGAAGGGGAGGAGGAAGAAGAAGAGGAGGAAGAAGAGGAGGAAUAGUAAAAACUCUAACUCAAGACUGUAUUAGAAGUACUGUAUUAUUGCAGUUGAGGAGAGGUUUGGGCUAAGAGAUAAGGAUUGGUUUGAUGAACAAGCUGCUUUUUAGAAAGAGUAACUAGUUAUUUAUCAACUAGUUAUAACUAGGAUAUUCACUGUGGUGAAUACACAAUUUAGAGCCAAGGUGGAAAGUGCAAUUCUGAAAAGUCGUUUUUUUUUCACUAACAAAAUGCAACAUUUUGUUUAGACGUAUUCUUUUUUUUAUACUUUUGUAUUUCUACGUGUUUAUACUGUACUGUUUUUUGAUAUCUACUGAAAUAGAUAUCUCAUGGAAAUAACUAAGUUUACACUUGAACUCGUUUCACAUAAUGUACAUUGCUCAAGUCUAGACUAGAUUGAAAAAAAUAUAUAAAAAAAUAUAGCAAAGCAUUAUUCAUGUUGUGUAUAAUAUAUCGUUGUCUGUCAAACUAUUGAAAACUUGAAUUGCUGCAAAAUGCACUUAAUUCACUUGGUGUUGUUUUUUUAACACAACUGUAAUUUUUCUAAUGUAAUUGACAGUUUAAAGAAAUAAAGUGUUGUGGAAAUAC